Messenger RNA from Parnassius apollo (apollo), 447 nucleotides. NCBI's taxonomy places the organism in Eukaryota, Metazoa, Arthropoda, Insecta, Lepidoptera, Papilionidae. The record is from the annotation of a GenBank genome assembly.
AUGAUUGAUGCGGUCAUUAAAGACGUUGUGUCUGAUUCGCAAAAUAUGGUGGACGUUAAUAAUUCAAAUCUCGAUGAUUGUGUGCGUUGCUACGAACCUAUGGUUGAUGAUUCUAUUCGGAAAGAAGAUUCGCCGCUUCCUUCUGAUGCAGAUAUUUCUGAAAUAAAUCAAAUGAUGAAUUUGUUAUCUGAUUCCGAGGAAAUAAUAUGUCAAAGUCGUUUUUCUGACGAUUCUCCGGCUGAAGAAAAUAUCACACAACAUCCAUCUCCCGAUUGUAGCUUAAAUCAUAUAGAUUUUGAUUGUGAUAACCAUUUCUGUCCCUGGUUUGUUGAAAAAGAUAUUUUACCUCUACAGUCAGUUGAUUCCAAUAUCACCGACUUAGCAUAUACCCCUCAAGCAAACACGCCUCUCUCUUCUUACUUAGAAGCAACACAACAAGCUUCUUGA